UCGUUUCUUCUCUUUUAGUAUCUGGAUCAAAUUAGGCAAUCGAAACAUUCCAACCUAUGCUGAUUUAAAUAAAAGUAAUUGUCCUGUGAUAAAAUUAAAAAGAAGAUAAAAUAAAAAGUCAUAAAAUUGUUGACAUGUUGACCCGCCAACCGCCAAAAAAGAAAAAAUAAGAUGUCUGAAAACUCUGAAAUAUAAAGUUUAAGAAUGUUGUAAACUAAAAAUAUCUAUUAAUUUAAGUGAUUUAAAAACGAAAACUAUAUUCAGUAUUUACCAAAAAUGGCAAAUGAAAACAACUGCAAUGGACAUUUCACAGAAGAUGACGAAAUGUCAUCGUACAAAAAAGAUUCUAAUUUGGCAGUUACAUUUCGUAUAUUAUAUGAUACAGAAAUUACUGGAAAAGACUUCUAUUUGAGUUUCAAUCCUGUGAUGUCGCAUCAAAUUUUCGGCGAAAACGAAAGCAUAUUUGGUUACCGUUCACUAACCAUCACUCUGAAUUACUUACACAAUUCCGCGAAGUGUUACGUUAAUAUAAAAAAUUCGGGACAGAUAAAAAGCGACGUUCACAAACCUGACGAUAUUAUGGAAUCUCUCAAUCCGUGGUUACCCGAAAAUUACGUUACUAAAGAAGAAGACUUUUUAAUGUUGCAUAAGACAGAAAAACACGAUUUAAUACAUGGGAAAAUUCUGCACGAAUUCAAAGAUAAGCAAAAAUGUCAGCUAUUUCCCGAUGAUGAAAUAUUCAGUACAUACAAAGUAACGCAUUGCGAUCUAACGGACGAUAAUUUCAAAUCAUUUCACAGUAGAUUUGAAACUUUCGUUAUUUGGUUCAUAGACGGGGCCAAUUUCAUAGAUCUCGACGAUGAGAAAUGGGAAAUAUUUUACGUUUACGAAGAAAUAACGCAUCCAAAGACUCAAAAAAUAUAUGUAACCCCAGUAGGUUAUUGCACUGUUUACAAAUUCUUUGCUUAUCCCGAAAGUAUCCGACCUAGAAUCAGCCAAUUUUUCAUUCUGCCGUCUCAUCAAAGACUCGGCCUCGGGACAGCCUUAUACGAGACCGUUUUUAAAGUGUUUCAAUCAAAAUCCGAAGUUGUAGACAUCACUGUAGAAGAACCGACAUCGAACUUCCAAAUAAUCAGAGACAUACACGAUUGUCUGAUGGUCAAAAAGUCUUUUUCGGAAAAUUUAAUGAAAGUAUUUAAAUCUCCGCCUAAGAAAAUAUUUAAUAAAAUGAAAGACAUGAAGUUGGGAAAGAAACAAUCGCAGAGAGUGUACAAUAUUUUGUGUUGUUUGGAAGCAGAGUCGAGUAAAACGACGUACGAUCAGCACUUAAACAACAUAAAGAACAAAAUUGAAAAAGAUGUAAAAGAGAAAAUGAACGGGAUUAAAAAAGCGCGCGAUGAAGCUGGAUUCGAAGUGAACAUGGAUGUAAUAUCAGAUAUGAAAACCAUGAUUGAAAGUGAAUUUAAAAGAUACAUGGAAGAUUUAGAAAUAUCUAUUAAAUGCAUCAAGAAGACUUUAGAGGUUUAAACUUUUGAAUGGUUUUUUUAGCCGAUUUGUUUUUUAAAAGUUCUUAUUCGUUUUGUCACUUGAGUAGAUUUAAGACUUACUUUUUUUAUUGAAAUCAGUGUUCUAUAUUCAUAUUAUUUUGUUAUUGUAAAAGUUGUCAUACUACUUUUAAAUAAAUUAAAUAUAU
Psylliodes chrysocephalus is the source of this 1693-nucleotide messenger RNA. The record is from the annotation of a GenBank genome assembly. Lineage: Eukaryota; Metazoa; Arthropoda; Insecta; Coleoptera; Chrysomelidae.